Messenger RNA from Vanrija pseudolonga, 604 nucleotides. RefSeq lists its product as uncharacterized. The transcript is spliced from 5 exons. Lineage: Eukaryota; Fungi; Basidiomycota; Tremellomycetes; Trichosporonales; Trichosporonaceae. The record is from RefSeq and is a predicted model, not a curated record. Bases 36 to 551 code for a protein of 171 amino acids.
AUCUCACCCUCCACUCUGACCGCAGACAACACAAAAUGCUCGCCUCAGCAACAGCAGCCCGCACCCUCGCCCGCACCGUCGCCCGCGCCGCGCCGCGCCGCGGACUGCGCACGUCGGCCGUGCUGCGCGAGGAGGCCGCCCAGGCCCAGGCGGGGACCGUCGGCGCCGUGCCGGUCCAGAAGCCUGUCGGGGGGUUCCGCGGCGGCGUUCUCGGUUUCCUCCUCGGCUUCUCCGCAGCCACCUCCCUCGGCGUCUACUACCUCCAGCAGGACACCAAAGUGGCGCAGGGCCUGCUCCUCGCGUCGGUCGACGAGCUCUCGCAGGGCACUGAGCGCAUCACGUCGCACCUCGACAGGCUGCAGACGGUCGAGAAGGACCUCGCGGCGCUGCGUGCGCAGAGCGCGGCGAGCGGCGACGUCGCCAAGGUCCGCGCUGAGAUGAAGAAGGUUUAUGACGGCCUCCACCUCGAGCUCCUCGACCUGCGCGCGCACGUCUGGGGUGUCGAGCAGGACCUGCAGAAGGUCGCUAAGACUGAGGCCAUCAGGAUCUAGACUGGUAGAGAAUGCAUGGUGUGGCAGUGAAAGAAGGAUUGUGUCAUUGUGGU